AUGCCCAUGGCGUGGGGUCCCGAGGCAGAGACGCGCCUUCUCAUGGCGAUUUUCAAGCAAGUUAGGGACAAGCAUGUGAAGCUGGACAUGCAUGAGAUUGCAGCUUACGUCGGCCCCGGCAAAAAGACCGCAACGGAGAAGACCCAGCCGGGCCCCCGUCGUGGCAAGAAGAGAAAGCGAGAUGAAGUGCAGGAAGAAGUCAUCGUUUCUUCCGCUGACAAUGAAUCGAGCGACCAGGGUGACGUGGGUGUGCAGGUUGUUAUCCCCGAGAGCCCGAAGAGUACGAAGGUCAUGCGCGAUGUUAAGGAUGAGCAGUCGGAGGUUAAGAAGGAGCCGAAGGUCAAGGAGGAGCCUAUCGCGAAGAAGCUUCACCAGGUCAAGAUACAUGGGGAUGAGGAGGCCUAG
This is a messenger RNA of Penicillium argentinense, 405 nucleotides long. RefSeq lists its product as uncharacterized. The transcript is spliced from 3 exons. The record is from RefSeq and is a predicted model, not a curated record. Lineage: Eukaryota; Fungi; Ascomycota; Eurotiomycetes; Eurotiales; Aspergillaceae. The coding region runs from base 1 to 405 and encodes 134 amino acids.